AUGUAUUGGUUCUGGUGUUUUUUGUCCAUUGUGACAGCCUCAAUUGUAUUUGAGGAAUACGAUGAGACAAUUCCCAUCUAUACCAACGCCAGUACAUCUCGAUUGGUGUUUGACCCAGCUGACUGGCCUGGAGUUAUUAGGGCUGCUCACGACUUGAGAAAAGAUUUUGAAGCUGUUACUGGCAAAAAGGCCCUUCAGGUGGCCAAUGAUACCUUGGAGUACUGCUCCAAGUCACCUACUAUUAUUAUUGGAACAAUUGGUAAUUCUCUGAUAAUUGACAAUCUUGUUAAAAAUAACCUCAUCGACAUCAGGGCCAUUGAACACAAAUGGGAAUCUUACAUUAUCACCCAUAUCAAGGGCUGUAAUACUGUAGUGGUAGCGGGAAGUGAUAAAAGAGGAACUAUCUUUGGAAUCUACACCAUUUCUGGGAUGAUUGGGGUGAGUCCAUGGUAUUUUUGGGCAGAUGUCCCCAUCGAGUCGCACUCGUCGGUAUACUUCAACACCUCAGCACCAAUAGUUAGUGGAGAACCCAGUGUCAAGUACAGAGGGAUUUUCAUCAACGAUGAGGAACCUUCAUUAUCUACCUGGGUGAACCGCAAUUUUGAUCAGGGAAACUACACCCACUAUGUUCAUGAGUUCUACUUCAAAGUGUUCGAGCUCUUGUUGAGACAGAAAGCCAAUCUCUUGUGGCCAGCCAUGUGGAAAGCCAUGUUCGGGCUCGAUGACGGUUUAAACCAAUACUGGGCUGACUACUAUGGGAUUGUGAUGUCCACUUCUCAUACUGAGCCCUUACAACGGGCUUCCAAUGAAUGGUUAUAUGAGGGUGAAGGUUCGUGGGACUAUACUACCAACGAAAAGAAUAUCACCGAAUACUGGAAAGACGGUAUUGCUCGAGGAAAAGCUUACGAAGGGGUUUGGGUUGAAGGUAUGCGUGGUCUUGGAGAUACCGCUAUGUCAGACGGAGUCGAGUCUGCUUUGCUUGAGAAGAUUAUUGCUCACCAGAGAGACUUAUUGGUAGAAGGAUUUGGAGAAGGCACCAACAUCUCGACUAUUCCCCAGGUUUGGUGUUUGUACAAAGAAGUGCAAAGCUAUUAUCAGAAGGGAAUGCUGGUACCUGACGAUAUCAUAUUGCUUUGGGUGGACGACAAUUGGGGAAAUAUUAGAAGACUUCCUCAGGGAGAUGAGACCUCCAGAAGUGGAGGAGCAGGAAUAUACUACCAUUUCGAUUAUGUGGGAGACCCCCGCAACUAUAAGUGGAUCAACACUGUUUCACUAACACGGACAUGGGAGCAGAUGCACAUGGCGUACGAAAGACAAGCUCGGGAGUUCUGGGUGGUCAACGUUGGUGAUUUGAAAGGCUUGGAAGUGCCCAUAGCAUACUUUCUUGACUUGGCCUACGACUACGACCAGUGGGGACAAGUCAACAAGGUACCCACUUGGACUCGAAAGUGGGCUGAACAGCAGUUUGGAGAAUUUGCUCCAGAUAUCGUUAUAGAUGAAAUCUCAGACAUUGUUGAAGAGUAUUCGUUUUUGGCUGGACGUCUCAAGUAUGAGCUCUUGGACAGGGACACCUACACGUUGCUCAACUACAACGAAGCCCAAAUGGUCCUUGACACUUGGAAAACCCUCUCCGACAGGGCUUGGAAUGUUUACAAUAACAGUCUUUCAAAGGCUGCUAAACCGGCGUUCUUUGAGAUGAUUUUGCACCCAUGCCAUGCGGGAUACAUUGUUCAUGAUUUGCACAUCACAGCUGGUAAGAAUGACCUUUAUACUUCUCAACAGCGUAACCAGGCUUCUUCUAGUGCUGAUCAUGUAAAAGAGGCCUUUCAAGACGAUUUUAAUUGGAAGAAAAAAUGGGAUGCAUUGCUCGACGGUAAAUGGAAAAAUAUGAUGGACCAACCACAUCUUAGCUAUUCUUACUGGCAGAACCCAAUGCGAGACGUAAUGCCUGCAGUAUCAGAGAUAUUGCUUGAAACUGAAGCUAUGAGUGGUUCAGGCGGACUUACCAUUGAUGGUGCCCUUGGAGUGGUUCCUGGUGAUGAUGUGCACAAUGGAGCUACUUACAACAACAAUACCUUGAUAUUUCCCGAGCUCAACCCGUAUUCUGGAAACACGUGGAUUGAAGUUUUUAGUAGAGGCUAUGAGGAUUUUGAGUUCAAGGUAACUCCGUGGAACGAUUAUGUUAGUGUGACACCUUCCAGUGGAAUUAUUAAUGCUUCCAACCAAUCGUUGUGGAAUUCGAUCUUCUUGAAUGUUAGUGUUGACUGGGAUCAGGUGGACGACGGGUUCCACUUGGAAUUCUUGAACUUCACCACCAACAGUUCCACCUACUUCUACACGAUUCCUACCAUUUUGAACUUACCCAUCAAUAAAACAGAGAAUGUCACCUCAUUCACUGGGUAUAUCGAGUCACAAGGAUAUGUUUCUAUUGAAGCCGAGCACACCACUGCAAACAUUUCACAGAACGACACUUACUUCUUGACGAUUCCCCGGUUUGGAAGAACCUUAUCUGGGGUGACCCUUUACCCAAUUAAUAGUGAGUCUCAAGUUGCGACCGAAGAUGCGCUGUACUUGGAGUAUGAUUUCUAUGCCUUCAGUGGAUCCAACGUCACAAAUGUUACAUUGAUAUUCUCGCCCAGUCUCAACGUGAACCCUUUCCGGCCUUUACGUUACGGCGUGGCUGUAGAUGAUGACGAACCAGAAGAUAUCCAGAUUUACGAAGAUAACACAGACCCCACUGCGUAUCCGGUUGGAUGGGAAGAGGCUGUGGCAGCCAAUGCAUGGACCCGAAACACGACACAUGACGUGGAUGCGGGACCACACACCUUGAAGGUGUGGCUUUUGGAGCCUGGGGUGGUGUUGCAGAAAAUAGUGAUUGAUUUUGGUGGUGCCAGGCCAAGUUAUCUCGGGCCGCCAGAAAGUUAUUUUCUUGAGGAAGAGUGAGAUUUGAAAUAGCGAAGAAGUUUUGCAGCCAAAUUGCUACUAUACAGUUGACAUACUUCAAUACAUACUUUUAAAUACUAGGGAGGAGUUAGAGAGCGAGAGCCUCACAACUUUGCGUCAUAGUGUUCCUUGACGAACUUGUGGAUACCUUGCUCAUACACAUUUGGCUUCUCUAUUCUCUCCUUACUCACAAAGAACCCCUUUGGAAUUGUGUACUCAAGCUCAUGGACCUUCUUGUUCUGUGUGAUACAUGUGGCAACUGCCUUAGCACUGAAAAGAACUCGGGGCAUACCAUGGCCGUGGAAUCCCGCAACGAUGUAGCAGCCUUUCUUACCAAUGACAUCCAACUCUCCCACAUACGGCAAAUAGUCGUUGGUGAAGCCCAAGAUCCCAGACCAGAUUUUGCUGACGUCGGAGUCGGUGUUCUCCCACGUCGAAAACCGCUUCUUCAUGUAAUCCUUAAACUCUGCCUUGGAUACCUCGUCAACAUAAGUAUCGUCCACACAGUCAAACCACCCAGAAAUAUCCCCGUUUGGCUUGAUCAAAGACUCAUCACGGCCCCCCACAAUGAUGGUCCCAUCAGGUCUGUUGAUGAGAUAGUCACUAUUUGGUCUGGAGGUAAAGAGACCAUAGGUGUUUGUCAAAUGUGGGGUAUGAUCUUUGUCAGCAGCCUCUAUACUGCAACAAACGCCUCUUUGUGGCACAAUUGUAUUUGAAAACUCCUCCAACAAUCCCUUUGUGUAUCCAUUUGUGCAGUAGACCACUUUACCACAAAUAGUGGUUCCACGGGGAGUAUGAACCACCCAUUUGCCAUUGUCAGUGGACGUCACUUUGGUGACCAAAGUGUUUGUCUGAAGAUUCAAGCCCUUGGCUACACACAUCUUUAAGAUUGAAAUGAACAACUUCCAUGGCCAGCAGCUGGCAGCAGGAUAUGUAAAAGCUAUGUCAGUUUGAGGAGAUUUGGAGAUCAUUCUUGCAGCCGCGCCGU
This is a messenger RNA of Yamadazyma tenuis ATCC 10573, 3931 nucleotides long. RefSeq lists its product as uncharacterized. The record is from RefSeq and is a predicted model, not a curated record. Lineage: Eukaryota; Fungi; Ascomycota; Pichiomycetes; Serinales; Debaryomycetaceae.